Saprolegnia parasitica CBS 223.65 is the source of this 428-nucleotide messenger RNA. RefSeq lists its product as hypothetical. The transcript has a single exon. Bases 14 to 373 code for a protein of 119 amino acids. NCBI's taxonomy places the organism in Eukaryota, Oomycota, Saprolegniomycetes, Saprolegniales, Saprolegniaceae. The record is from RefSeq and is a predicted model, not a curated record.
GUGUGCUUCCACCAUGCUCAUGGAGUCACAAGCCGCCAUGUACUACCCGAGCAGCCAAUACUACUACUACAAUGCGACGGCGCCACCGCCGCACAAGUCACCGUACGAGCUCAAAUGCAAGUACGCGUUCAAAAAUUGCACCAACGUACGCAGUCAGAAGCGCACGGGCGGCCUCCACACGCUCUGCGAAUUCCACCGCCAAAAAGCCAACGAAAUUCAAAAGGCGUACGCACAAAAGAAGCGACUCAACCCGAAACCGCCGUCGCCGUCGCAGACGACGGGCGUCGAGCCCAUCCCGUUCAGCGAGCGCACCAACGACGAUGCAACGCUCGCGUUUGAAGACUGCUUGGACCUGAUACGCCUCCUCCGAUAGCCGUUUAGAGUGGAGUGGCUACCUUAUAUAAUUCUACAACAAUUCCUUGUCCGUG